Lutzomyia longipalpis is the source of this 2483-nucleotide messenger RNA. It is a transcript of the gene spz5, whose product is annotated as protein spaetzle 5. The record is from RefSeq and is a predicted model, not a curated record. NCBI's taxonomy places the organism in Eukaryota, Metazoa, Arthropoda, Insecta, Diptera, Psychodidae. The transcript is spliced from 7 exons. Gene Ontology annotation, biological process: innate immune response; regulation of Toll signaling pathway; central nervous system formation. Gene Ontology annotation, molecular function: growth factor activity; Toll binding. The coding region runs from base 512 to 2110 and encodes 532 amino acids. Gene Ontology annotation, cellular component: extracellular region.
AGUCAGCAACCAUCGAUCGCCGUGGCUGUACUUUCAAUUUAGCUACCUCCGCAUUCAAACGAGAUCGAGAGUGUUUGGUGUGUGGAAUUUUGCCAUAUAGUGAAGAAUCUUUUUUAAAUCUUCUUUUCAUUAAGAUCACUUCCUCGGAGGAUCAGUGCGAAGAUCAAGAGCUCCUUUUACGAUUACUCCUCCAUAUAUUAAAAUUUGUGUGCAAUCACCUGUAUAUACGGUUGUGCUUCCAAAGUGUCUUAAAUUUUCUUUGAGACAAGUUUUGCUGUGAUUCACGUGAAGGAAUCAUCCACUACCUCCCGUGCAUGGUGACAAGUGCGGGAUAAUUGAGAUGCUCUGUGGAACAGUAUUUGCCCCUAAAAAUUUUUCGAGAGCGUCGCGUGAAGGUGAGAAUCGUGAAACAAUGAAAGUGUAAACGGCGCCUUAUUUGUGGCCCCACUUUGAGAGACAAGAAUUUUCAAGAGUUCAGUGCGACGGACUUUCGAGACACGCGGAGGAUCUUAUGCGUGUAGCAAUGUACAAAUUUCUGUGGCUCUUUGUGAUAAUCAAAUUAGUGGGUUCAGAGGCCCCAUAUCCCCAUAACCAUCAUCAUCAGCAGUACGUCCCAUACCAGCAACAGCGUCCACAGCUACAGUGUGGCCUAUAUGGUGCUCCACCGUGUGAAUAUGUGCCAGCACCACCUGGAAAUACUCCCACCUGCGCUGGACCUGGGAAGACCUACUGUGAGCAUGUAGAUCACUAUCCUGUUCAAGUCAUAAAAACGUUAAUUGACAAAUGGGGCUACGAUGUUCAACCCCAUAUCGUAGACGAAACAGGGGAUGAAUUUCAUGAUCGCAAAGUCACCCCUCAUCCCACAUAUGGACCCCCAUCGCCGACAUAUGGACCCCCAGCCCCAACUUAUGGGGUACCAGGAGUUCCUGCAACUCCUCCCGUCCCAGCUUCGUACCAACCCCCUCCACCACCACCAUCUGACACCUCAACUCCAGCUCCUGUCUUCAGUAGCAACCUCAUAGGUCCAGCAAACAAUAAUUUUGCAUCAUUUGCACGUGGAAACGCCGCCCCUGCUGGUGGGUACACCAACAACGGUGGCUACAGCUACAACCCACCCAGGACAUCUUUUGUUGCCAAUAAACCUCAACAGGAGUUUUUUACACCACAAACAGGUGUCACGGCCCCUAAUGCACUUGGCACAGGAAUUGGGAAGAAUGGCAAUGGAAUCAAUGGAAAUGGGUUCAAUGGACAACCAAUCAAUGUGGUCUUUACUGAAGCCCUACGAGCACCUCCACAGGACAACAACUUCAUCUCACCCCGAGCAGUCAAUCAGCCGCAGAUUCCAUUUAACCCGCAGCAACAGCUACAACCACCCUUUACACCCCCACUAAAUACUGCCAACCCCACGCAGGUUUCUCCCUCUCAGACUACCUUCAAAAAUCCCCCACCACAGGGCAAUCAGAAUAACUUCCCGGUUAACCAGAAUAACUUCCCGACAAAUCAGAAUAACUAUCAGAACCUCAACUAUUUCCCCCUAAACUUCAAUCAACCCGGAGGAGAUACCAGGUUACAGCAGCAACAGCAACCGCCGCAGACACACUACAAUCCAGCAGAUUGGUUCAGACGCUAUGGGCGUAGUGUCUCGGAAGCGGAAGUGAAACCAACGGUAACGGAUAUAGUCAAGCAGGAAAUUAGGAGCUUUAACGAAAGCCUCGUGAGGGUGAAGAGGGAAUCCCUGGAGAGUCUACUUCUGGAUGAAAGUAAACUCCCCGAAAAUGCAGGACUUAGAAAUAAAAGGCAAGCUUUUGAUCAGGAUGCUCUAUGUCAAGUUCGGACGCAAUUCAUUCAACCUCAGGCAGCACUUAACAGCAAAGGAAAUUGGAUGUUUGUGGUGAAUCAAGUGGAAACAGCAAGGCAGCUCGUAAAAACAGAAACAUGCGCCUCAACUGUUUGCUCCAACAUCUGCCAAAUCCCACCUGGCUACAAUUCCCGUUGCGAACAAAAGUACGUACAGAAGCGCCUUGUGGCCCUCGAUGCUAAUGGACAGAGACUGUAUACGGACACCUUCUGGUUCCCUUCAUGCUGCGUCUGCACAAUUUCCCAGAACUGAAAAUCCGUCGCGUGGAAUUUUUCAUUCCGAUUUCAACGAAUUUAUUUUGGAUUUAAAUUAAAUAAAAAAAUUAGAGAAGAAGCAGCAGAAGAACGUUGAACUGAGCGCGUAAUUGCACGAGAAAAAGAACCCCAUAGAGAGCUAAAAUGAUCUGCAAGUUAUAUACUGCCAAGUGUAGAAGCAACAACUAAUUUAAAUUUCACUGUGUAAGAUAUUUUUUAAGAGUGGUACAUAAAACGAAACAAUCAUUACACAUUAGAGAUCUGUAGUAGAGCUUUGUAGGUGAGAAAAAGCUUUUUUUUUAAAAAAAAUGAGAUUAUGUUGUAUAAAAAUGUGAAUGUAAAUGAAUAGAUGUUGUCUGUUUUGAGAAAAA